Molecule: messenger RNA, 1686 nt
Organism: Tricharina praecox
Lineage: Eukaryota; Fungi; Ascomycota; Pezizomycetes; Pezizales; Pyronemataceae
Exons: 3
Coding region: 448-1446 (332 amino acids)
Source: RefSeq, a predicted model, not a curated record
CUCUAGAUAACUACGGUGUUGAAUCGAGUGAGCAACGUCAGCCUGCUGCUUCUCCUCGUAUCAAUCGAGGUAGAUGCGGAGGAUGUCACUCGAAGGGGAAACAAUUGCCGUCAUGCCUCUUCUUUGCUCUAGUGCGGCCAACCCUGGUCAAGCAUCUAGUUACCGUACGCGUGCCUCUUCCCUACGCCACCGAAUCGAGCUUGUACGCAUGGAGAUAUCGACAUUUCUCUACACGCCCCGACAUGAGCACGGAUGAAUUACAACUGAAUCAUAACUCUUGCGAGGGGGGGAGGGGGUGGAGGCCCAGGCUGGUGGUACAUGGUAAAGGGACGGACGGACGGUAUGAGACACCAGCCCCUUGAGGCAUCUAGCGGAGGAAGCAUAUCAAGUGCUCCUUACCACCUCCUCUAGCUCGAGCUCUCCCGUCGCAACAAACACCACAGCAAUAUGACACCCAAAUUUCUCCCCGACGACGUUCCCAACCUCACAGGCAAAGUCGCGAUAGUGACGGGUCCCAAACGCGGUCUCGGCCUCGAAACCGUGCACCUCCUCGCGCGCCGCGGCUGCACCGUGUACCUCGCCGGACGCGGCGACCUGGUGCAGACGAUUGCGGACCUCAAGAAGGCGCGUCCGGACGUUGCGAACGCAGAGCUGUACCCGCUCGAGCUCGACCUCUCUUCGAUCACCACUGCGGCCGCCGCCGCAGACCGCUUCCCCGGCGAGCGCCUCGACAUCGUCAUCGCGAACGCGGGGAUCUCAAUGAACAACUCCGUCGCGCCCAGCCCUGAGGGCUGGGAACACCACUUCCAGACGAACCAUCUGGGACACUUCGCGUUCAUAGAGGGCCUCCUGCCGCUGCUGGUUGAGAGUCCCGAGGCCCGCAUCGUCGUCACGAGCUCGGAGGCGUACAAGUUCGCUACGAAGGGCAUCGAUUUCGACUCGCUCAGGAAGGAUGUGGAUCCGUCCCUGCUGGGGCUGAUGGGCUGCAUGAAGAGGUAUGGCCAGAGCAAGCUGGCGAAUACACUGUAUGUGAGGGAGCUCCAGCGGAGACUGCUGGAGAAGGGUGUUAAGAAUGUUUAUGUUAAUGCUGCGAAUCCCGGUGUAAUUGCUAGUACUGGACUCGGCGGCGACGGUUCGCAGUUUGGCUUGCCGAAGUUCGUGCCGGUAGCCCUGAGGAAGGUGGGAGGGGCAUUAAUAGGGUUCAAUCUCCAGGGCGGGGCGAUGACGCAGGUGUGGGCAGCUACGGCGAGGAAUAUCGUCGACGAGGAUAUCCGGGGACAGUAUAUAAUGCCCGCCAUGGGCUGGUCCGGUGGAUAUCACCAUUCGAAAGUGGCAGAUCCAUUGGACCACGCGAAGGAUGAUGAGGCGGCAAAGAAGCUGUGGGAGGUGAGCGUGAAGGCUGUCACUGAAGCCGAAGCUAAGGCAGGACAUGGUGGAUUGAACUGAACUGAUCGGCGAGACUGGGGGGGUGCUUUGUAUGUAAGAUAUGUGAUGUGGGGACGGGAUGCUACUAUACACUGCGUGAUGGGACGCACAUGGGAAAGCUGAGGAGUCAUCGUAGAAUGUUUCUAUCCCAAGUGGAUUCUGUAUCGCAGUCAGCUCUGCAUCUGCAAUGGAAGCUGUCGUUGUCAUAUCGGUUCGUGUCAUCAGCGUUUCCGCAUGGAACCGAACAUGCCGAUGCUGACG